Zingiber officinale is the source of this 1188-nucleotide messenger RNA. RefSeq names its product MADS-box transcription factor 50-like. Gene Ontology annotation, cellular component: nucleus. Gene Ontology annotation, molecular function: protein dimerization activity; DNA-binding transcription factor activity, RNA polymerase II-specific; RNA polymerase II cis-regulatory region sequence-specific DNA binding. Gene Ontology annotation, biological process: positive regulation of transcription by RNA polymerase II. NCBI's taxonomy places the organism in Eukaryota, Viridiplantae, Streptophyta, Magnoliopsida, Zingiberales, Zingiberaceae. The coding region runs from base 187 to 1029 and encodes 280 amino acids. The record is from RefSeq and is a predicted model, not a curated record. The transcript is spliced from 9 exons.
CACGCACAUCGUAAUCUCUAUUGGUGGCAACACUUUUGCUCUCCGUCGAUGGCGUUGUUUUCCUUAAUGGGAAUGGAUCUUGUCCUAAGCGAGAAAAGGAAGAAGAAGAAGUCUUGCUUUCGUCUCUUCAUCCUGCCUUGUCCCUUUCUUACCAUUUCUGCGGCGACAGAGUGAGGAGGAGAUCAGAUGGUGAGGGGGAAGACGGAGAUUCGGCGGAUAGAGAACUCGGCGAGGCGGCAGGUGACUUUCUCCAAGCGCCGCAACGGCCUCCUCAAGAAGGCCCGCGAGCUCUCCGUUCUUUGCGACGCCGAGGUCGCCGUCAUCGUCUUCUCCCUCAGCGGCAAACUCUUCGAGUUCUCCAGCUCAAGAAGAAGAAGAUUAAUUUCAUGGAAGGAUAAGCAUGAAGAUCAGCUCAACUUAUUCAUGACUCAGGAACAAAAAAAUGAAAGAAGAGAAGAACAUGUGGUACACAACCAUAAAAUGGGAGGAGGAAUGUUCAUCAAGCUUGAUGAAUCAUUUAGUGGCAAUAUUCUUUUGGAGGAGGUUCACUCAAAAUAUCAAUGGAGAAAAGCGCGGAGAGGACGAUUGAACGGUAUAAGCAGCAAACUGGAAAUGGCAACAGAGCUAAAGGAAUUGAGAAAGACGUGCAGCAUAGGAGAACCGAAGCCAUUGAUACUGCAAACAAAAUUGAGACUCUUGAAUCUCACAACCGUUGGCUCCAGAAAACUCUUGGGCGAAGGAUUAGAUGGAUGUUCUCAUGACGAGCUGCUUUCAUUAGAGGCUCAGAUUGUAAGAAGCUUACAGAAGAUUAGAGGAAGAAAGAAAUCGAUGUUUGAGGAACAAAUUGUGCAGCUAAAUGAUAAGGUGAGGGUGCUUUUAGAGGAGAAUGUAAGCUUGCAUCAAGAGAGCCAUCGCCAUGCAGAGGCUCAACUGCAGCUAAGAGCUGGCAGAGAUGCUGAUCCAACAAAUAACGUGGAGGUAGAAACAGAGCUCGUAAUUGGAAUGCCAGGAACUAGGGAGGUUAAAUGAAAACAUAAUCCAUGUCAAUGUUGAUCAAACUUACAACACAUGGAAUUUUAACUUACUAGCAAUAAAUUUGAGGAGCUUUACUGUCAUGGGCUGAGGUAACAAUUAAUGUGGAGAACUUAUUAAUGUUUCUGACACUUCAAUAAAGCCACGAAUUAUUUA